GAGAUUGCUACCGUCAAAUGACAGUUUUAGCUUAGGCUCGUAGUCGUUCGUUCACUCCUUUGGUGGAAGACGUAAACAUGUCGGCGGCAAGAGGAAAGCGCGAGGCAGAAAAUGGACGUUGCAACAUUAAUGUUGUGCAACUGGAAGGCCUGGCCUUGAUGAAAAUCAUCAAACACUGCCAUGAAGAAGGGGCUGGUAAUACUGAGGUAGCACAGGGAGUCUUGUUAGGGCUUGUAGUUGAAGACCGUUUGGAAAUCACCAAUUGUUUCCCUUUCCCUCGACAUGCAGAUGAUGUGGAUGAAGAGGACUACCAGCUGGAGAUGAUGCGUCAUCUAAGAAAGGUUAAUGUGGACCAUCUUAGUGUUGGAUGGUACCAGAGUACACAACUUGGGAAUUUCAUUACUACUCAAUUAUUGGAUUCACAGUUUUCCUACCAAACCAGUAUAGAGAAUCUGUAGUUUUUAAUUUAUGAUCCAAUCAAGACUGCCCGAGGAUUUUUAUCUAUCAAAGCUUAUCGCCUGACACCAGAGGCUAUCAAUACUGUGCAGGAACGUGAUUAUACUCCUGAAGCCUUGAAGAAGAUGCACUUGGGAUACGAGACUUUAUUCCAAGAGAUCCGGCUAGUGAUAAAAAAUUCUCAUCUUCUUAAUACACUGAUGUGUGAACUGUAUGAGAUGAUGCCGAGUAGUGAAGGUAUGCAGUUCCUUGAUCUUGGUACCAUGUCAACACUAGAUCGUCAACUAAGGUGUUUGAUGGAGUAUGUAGAUGACUUAAGUCAGGAAGCUAACAAGUUCAAUAACCCCCUUCCAGCGUCAGAAUGCAAACAGUUACAAGACAAACACAAAUUCAUGCAAAAAAGGGCUGCAGAAAAUGCACAGCGUCAGUCAAGGGGAGAACCACCUCUUCCAGAUGAAGAUAUUAAUAAACAGUUCAAGCCAAUCCCUCCCUUGCCUCGUUUGGAUGCCAUGAUUACAUCAGGGCAGAUUUCUAAUUAUUGCAAACAAAUCUCUCAGUUCUGCUGUCAAUCUCUUGGUAAGCUGUAUGUUGCUAAAGCUUUGCAACAUGAGAAGAAAUAAUUGGAAAUCAUUUAAUGACUGGAUAGAUUUAGAAAAUAUACAUUAAGACAAAUCCAGCAUACACUUUUCUUUUUACACUGGAAAAUUAAAAGAAUCCUCUAU
This is a messenger RNA of Macrobrachium nipponense, 1178 nucleotides long. RefSeq names its product eukaryotic translation initiation factor 3 subunit H-like. NCBI's taxonomy places the organism in Eukaryota, Metazoa, Arthropoda, Malacostraca, Decapoda, Palaemonidae. The transcript is spliced from 6 exons. Gene Ontology annotation, molecular function: protein binding; translation initiation factor activity; metallopeptidase activity. The record is from RefSeq and is a predicted model, not a curated record. Gene Ontology annotation, cellular component: cytoplasm; eukaryotic translation initiation factor 3 complex; cytosol.